GGAAGAUGGCGCCGUGAGCGGGUCGGAGCCGCCGCCGCCCCCGGCCGCUCGAGGGACAGCCCAGCAUGGCUGCCACUGCUGCUGUCAGCCCCAGCGAGUACCUGCAGCCCGCCAGCGCCAACGCCCAGGACUCGCAGCCGUCCCCGCUGGCCCUGCUGGCAGCCACAUGCAGCAAGAUCGGUCCCCCCGCUGUGGAGGCGGCCGCGGCGCCCCCGCAGCCCCCGCAGCCCGCGCCGCGCAGGCUGGUGCCCAUCAAACCCGCCCCGCUGCCCCCGGGCGCCGCCAAGGGCGGCCUCGGCCUCCUGUCCUCCAAGGGCAGCCUCUUCCAGAUCCAGGGCUCGCAGCUGGGCGCCUCCUACCCCGCGGGACAGCUGGUGUUCGCCAUCCAGAACGCGGCCGUGCUGGGCAAAGCCUCGCGCUCCUCCUCCUCCUCCUCAUCCUCAUCCUCGUCCUCCUCCUCGUCCGGCAUCCAGUACCAGGCGGUGCCGCAGCUGCAGCCCAGCGGCGCUCAGGCCAUCCAGGUGCAGCCUAACCAGAUCCAGAUCAUCCCGGGCACCGGCCAGGCCAUCCUCACGCCCUCCUCCUCCUCCUCCUCCUCCUCCUCCUCCUCCUCGCACAAGCCCGUGCCCAUCAAGCCGGCCCCGGCGCAGAAGGCGGCGGGCGGCGUGGUCAAGCUGCCCGCGGGCGCCAACGUCACCCUGAGCCUGCCCCCGGCCCUGGUGGGCCCCGAGGCGGGCGGGCAGCCCCAGCUGCUCACGGACAGCCCCUCCAAGGGCGGCAAGAAGCCGCGGAAGAAGGCGCCGUCCCCGGGGCAGCCCGCGGCCGUGGCCGUGGCCGAGCAGGUGGAGACGGUGCUGAUCGAGACCACGGCCGAGAACAUCAUCCAGGCGGGCGGCAACCUGCUGAUCGUGCAGGGCCCGGCCGCGGGGCAGCCCGCCGUGCUGCAGCAGCUGCAGGUGGUGCAGCCCAAGCAGGAGCCGCAGGUGGUGCAGAUCCCGCAGCAGGCGCUGCGCGUGGUGCAGGCGGCCUCGGCCACGCUGCCCACCGUGCCCCAGAAACCCUCGCAGAACUUCCAGAUCCAGGCGGCCGAGCCCACCCCCACGCAGGUUUACUUCAAGACCCCCUCUGGGGAGCUGCAGUCGGUGCUGCUGCAGGAGGCCUCGUCCAUCCCGGUGCCGCCGGGCGGUUCCUGCGGCAGCCCCGGCACCGGCACCGGUACCGCCCGCAGGCCGGCCCCGCGCAAGGAGCGGCCGCUGCCCAAGAUCGCCCCGGCCGGGGGCAUCCUGAGCCUGAGCGCGGCACAGCUGGCGGCAGCUGCACAGGCCAUGCAGACCAUCAACAUCAACGGCGUGCAGGUGCAGGGCGUGCCCGUCACCAUCACCAGCAGCGCAGGCCAGCAGCAGCUGACGGUGCAGAACGUGUCCGGCAGCAACGUGACCAUCAGCGGGCUGAGCCCCACGCAGAUCCAGCUGCAGAUGGAGCAGGCGCUGUCCGGGGACGUGCAGCCCGGGGAGAAGAGGAGGAGGAUGGCCUGCACCUGCCCCAACUGCAAGGACGGCGACAAGCGGCCGGGCGAGGGCGGCAAGAAGAAGCACAUCUGCCACAUCCCCGAGUGCGGGCGCACGUUCCGCAAGACGUCGCUGCUGCGGGCGCACGUGCGGCUGCACACGGGCGAGCGGCCCUUCGUGUGCAACUGGGUGUUCUGCGGCAAGCGCUUCACGCGCUCCGACGAGCUGCAGCGGCACGCGCGCACCCACACAGGUGACAAGCGCUUCGAGUGCGCGCAGUGCCAGAAACGCUUCAUGCGCUCCGACCACCUGACCAAGCACUACAAGACGCACCUGGUCACCAAGAACCUGUAG
Messenger RNA from Melozone crissalis (California towhee), 1862 nucleotides. RefSeq names its product Sp2 transcription factor (gene SP2). Gene Ontology annotation, biological process: regulation of transcription by RNA polymerase II. Bases 66 to 1862 code for a protein of 598 amino acids. Gene Ontology annotation, molecular function: RNA polymerase II cis-regulatory region sequence-specific DNA binding; DNA-binding transcription factor activity, RNA polymerase II-specific. Lineage: Eukaryota; Metazoa; Chordata; Aves; Passeriformes; Passerellidae. The record is from RefSeq and is a predicted model, not a curated record. The transcript is spliced from 7 exons.